This is a messenger RNA of Opisthorchis viverrini, 3300 nucleotides long. RefSeq lists its product as hypothetical. The record is from RefSeq and is a predicted model, not a curated record. Gene Ontology annotation, molecular function: mannosyltransferase activity. Gene Ontology annotation, cellular component: nuclear inner membrane. Lineage: Eukaryota; Metazoa; Platyhelminthes; Trematoda; Opisthorchiida; Opisthorchiidae. The transcript has 13 exons. The coding region runs from base 1 to 3300 and encodes 1099 amino acids.
AUGGCUCAGUCGUUUGAGCGUGAAUUCACUGACCGGAAAGUCCGUGGUUCAAACCCGGCCUCUGCUUCUCGAUUUCUCCUGUCUAGGUUUGGGCAACCUGGCAGUAUCUCAGCCCUCGUGCUUCCUUCGGGUGGCAUGGCAGUUAGGCAACAAAGGGGUGCUACGACUAAUAGACUUUUCCAACCUCCACUUAAGUUGAGACUCAGUGUUAGACGCUGUGAUGGGCUACUCACCAUAUGCACCACCAGCCGCAAACUAUCCGGCCACUCCCUGGAGCCGGUUAUGAGAAACCUGAUAUGGCUCGCCAUUUUUAAUGGAGAACUCUGCUGCAGUUUACCAUUAAACUUGACCUACGGGUAUAGGUCAUCAUCAUCUGCAAGCCAUACGUUCUCUAAACCUCGGAAUAUAAAGAAUACAUCCACUGCAAUAACGAUUCUCGAGGUCACAGAACACAAGAUUCGGCGUUCGUCUAGUCGAACAGGAGAUGCAAACAUAAGCUGUGUUGGUUGUAUUUCAAUGGGUCGGCGCGUUGAUUCGAAAGAAGUCAUUGUGGUUUCCGAUCGAUUUCGAACUCGCUGGAGGCUUCGGACAGCAACUGUGGCUUUGAUAGCCCUUGUUGCUGGCUUCCUACACUAUGUGCAUGUCAACUCGCUACACGAAAACAGCUUGUUCUUUUCACACCUGUCCAGCCGUGAACGCGAGAUGACUUUCAGAACUGAAAGUGGAUUUUACUAUUCUUAUUUCAAGCAGUUGAUCCUUUCCCCAACUUUGAAAGUCGGAUGGAAUUCCCUCCUUGCGGACACGCGAACUGAACAUCCCAGAUGCUGGAAUGCUUCUCAGGGAUCCCAAGCACUGGAGCAGUGUGGUCAGACCGAGUUGAACGCCAUGCAACGUUUCAACCUCUAUCCCGAACUGAUUUUAGCCGUUGUCUAUCGUUUGGCUCAUACUUACGGGCUCUUGUCCCAAGUGUGCUACCGUGUGAAUCGUGAUAUUCCUAACACUCCGAUUGCUUUCGCAGUUACUCCGAGUCUGUUAGAGCAGACCAGAUACAAUGACUCAAUUUUACUGGAACCUACGCAGACAGUUGGAGUGGAAGAUCAGUCGAUCGUCAGUUGUGUCGGUCUUGCGGAGCCAUCUUAUUUCUACAUCGGAUCGAUUUUCUUCCUGGCCGCAUUUGUUAUCAUCAGUCUUGUUUGGUCUGGGUGGUCCGUCGCAUCUUCUGCAUCCUCAAUCCUUGACUCUCGUGACACACUUGCUUCCUAUUGGUUACCUGUCUGGGGAGCCCUGCUCCCCGUGAUGGCCUACUUCUUCAACCAUCGGGAAGCCACUCGGGUCCAGUGGGUUCCGCCUUUGAGAGAAAACUUCGCCUAUCCCUUUUUCACACUGCAGCAAGCUUGGCUGUUACACUUGCUGUCGAGUCCGAAAACCACUCGCAUAUCUCCCAGAACUGCCUCGGUCUACUGUCUCCUGCUGUUGGCAUUUCAACUCCCGUGGCAAUUCGCUCAGUUUGCGCUGGCUACCCAAGUCGCUUCUUUGUUUGCCGCCUGUUGCAUAACCGCGGCUGUCGGUUCGCAAACGUUGUCAGACCGAUGCAUACUGCUUGUCGACCGUGUCCACACUGUCGUGUUUGUUCAUCUUCUGGCCUUAUUGCUCAGCUUUGGACUACAGUUCGGCAAUGGGCUGCUUAUGUCUUCUGGCUAUCCGGCUGGUUUAGUUGGGGUGGUUGUUGGAUUACGAGUUCUGCGGAGAAAACUUUGCGCCGCGGCACCAACCAGUCGUCUGGAAUCGUCCAAUAAAAAACAAGUCUCUGAUGGUCAGUCCACGUCACCAUGUUCGACAGGAUCAAGGCUUAUGUUAAUAUUCUGGCCCCUUGCAGUCGCCGUGGGUUUUACUAUUGUACCAGGAUUGCUCCUCACCCGACUAUUGUUCCCCGUCAGUGAGGAAGAGCAUGAUGGUGGACACAUUCUUGAUUUGCUUCGUGAAAAGUUGGACUUGAGUGGCCAGUUUCGCACUUUUCAUACACGAUUGUAUACCUGUGCUCGCGAGUUUGAUUUCAUGAGCAAAGAGACAAUAAAACAACCCCUGGAAACUGGUCUUCUACCAGUGGCUGUCCUGCUAUCAGUCUGGGUAUUCUGUGACGCUGCAUGGACGCUAUGGGAGCGCAAGAUAUCCCGACCGAUUCAUUCGUCGGCACCCAGAGAGAACAUGGAUUUGUCUUGUGGAACUGUGCGGAUUCGAAGCAUGUUCAUCUCACUGUUUGUUAUCUUUCAGUUAUGCUUCUUCUCCAUCAUGGCCAUAUUAAUCAUGCGGCUAAAACUGUUCUGGACGCCUCAGCUGUGCCUGUCGCUUGCCUUGUUGGCCCAACCGUUGCGAUGGAGUCGGUUGUUUGACAGCGUUUCCCGUGCGCGUGAAUUUCCAAAAUCCCAGGACGGAUCUUUCUCUCCGACUUCUCGGAAUCGUUCGUCUCUUGCAGUCCAUUUCCUGAUCGUCUUGUUGGCGGCCUACAUAACGGUACCUGGGACAAAGAAUUUACAAUACAUUACCAUUUUUACGGAACACGUUGCCAUACAUGUUCCAACUCCCAACCUGGAGGGCCAGGAGACUGUGUUCGCCAGACCUCUACCCAUGGACCAACCUGAUAUGAGAGACUCUGCGAGUGUCGCGCUGAAUGGGUCGCCGAGGUACACAAGCCGCCACACCACGGCCGAACUUGACAUCCGAGGACAGUUCAGCGCCUAUGACGACGAAGCAUUACUGGACUGGUUUCAAAGUUUACCACCCCCCAAAGAAGAUGUUCGGGUGCCUUGGGUCAUUGCUGGCCCCAUGUCAACUCUCGGCGGCCUGCGCCUCAUGUUACCAGCUACUACGUCCUAUCCAAGCACUCAGCUUCCCCCGAACGAUGGUCGCACUUGGGCUGGCUUUGCGUUCACCAACCAUCCGCACUAUGAAAAUGCCGAGCUGCGACGACGAACCGUACUAGCGUACGCAAUUUACAGUCGACAGCCCAUAGACAAAGUAUGGCACAUCUAUCGUCACCAGUUACAGGCCGACUUUGUUAUCGUGGAUGAGCAACACUGUCAUCCCCGGCAAGGUUGCAGUAAUCCAGAACUUUACGACCUCAUCCUACCUCAACUCGCCGGACGGCCCGCUUUGUGCGAAUCCCUACAAACAAACGGUGCGCAUCACCGAGUGGUUACACCUUCAUCGUGGAAACCUUACUUCCAAAUAGUCUAUGUGGAUAUGAACACCGGACGAGUUGUUUUGUUUGUCAGGCGAACACCGACAGUCACGUAUUCUUGA